Messenger RNA from Synchiropus splendidus (mandarinfish), 1103 nucleotides. It is a transcript of the gene snx3, whose product is annotated as sorting nexin 3. Gene Ontology annotation, biological process: endocytic recycling; late endosome to Golgi transport. Gene Ontology annotation, cellular component: retromer complex; early endosome membrane. Bases 33 to 521 code for a protein of 162 amino acids. The record is from RefSeq and is a predicted model, not a curated record. Gene Ontology annotation, molecular function: phosphatidylinositol-3-phosphate binding. The transcript has 4 exons. Lineage: Eukaryota; Metazoa; Chordata; Actinopteri; Syngnathiformes; Callionymidae.
CACAAUCCCGAACAGCUAAAGGACAGGGAGAAAUGGCUGACACCAUAGCCGACACUAGGAGGCUUUUUACGAAGCCACAAAACCUAAAUGACGCCUAUGGACCUCCGAGUAAUUUCUUAGAGAUUGAUGUGAGCAACCCGGAGACCAUCGGGGUUGGCAGGGGCAGGUUUACCACCUACGAAGUCAGACUGAAGACCAACCUGCCGAUCUUCAAGCUGAAGGAGUCCUGCGUUCGUCGGCGAUACAGUGACUUUGAGUGGCUGAGGGCUGAGCUGGAGAGAGAAAGCAAGGUGGUGGUCCCACCUCUCCCGGGAAAAGCUCUCAUCCGACAGCUUCCAUUCAGAGGGGACGACGGAAUAUUUGCUGACGCUUUCAUCGAGGAGCGGCGACAGGGUCUGGAGCAGUUUCUCAACAAGGUGGCCGGUCACCCUCUGGCCCAGAACGAAAGGUGCCUGCACAUGUUCCUACAGGAGGAGUCCGUAGACAGGAACUACACCCCAUCCAAAGUCAGACAAGCUUAAAGAAUCAAUGAAUGGCUCGGCCCGACCCAACAACCCAAAGCUCUUCUCACCUCUCCAGGUUCCUGUCAGACGAUAAACAUUUCAGUGACAACCGCACUCCUCACUACUACAGAUCAUUGCCCUCUUUUCUUUUUAGUUCACCUCGCAAUUUGUUCGUUUUCUCAAGAAUGUUCAUGACACUUCUAUGGUCGAAAGAAUUUUAUAGUCCUUUCUCUUUAUGUCUGAAAAGCCACUAACAUUGAUAUAUAUAUUGUAUUUAUCAUUAGUUAUGUCUGAAUAUAUUCAUUUAUAAAGUAACAUUGUACGAGUGAUUGAUGUAUGCAAAGCUCUUAGGAAGAACCGCCAAGUUCUUCAUCUUGUAUUUGGCAUGUUUCGACACGGUGACUUUAAAAUCGCCUCCUCACCCCCACUUUAUACAAUGACAUGUGAAUUUGUGCAGUUAUCGUGAGGAUUUUCUAGAAAGGAGGACAGAUUUACUCAGAGGGAAGUGCAGUAUUUCUACAGGCGAUAUGCAUUUUGAGAUUUGUAUACUGCUGUGCCAUUUUUGUUUAUUUUGAAGAUUUUCCAAUAAAACAGGUGAAA